AUGGCGCGUCAAACGCCAUCUCGUUCUACAAGGGGUAGAGCUUCGCCGCGUCAUCAACCUAAGCGCGGAAGACAGGCGGAUGUCGAUGUCCCAGAUGUCUACCAGGAACUGCUGGAAGAAGCCGAGGCCCGAGAUCCCGAGCACUUCGCCUUGGACAGACCUGUCAAGAGGCGCAAGAUUGGUGAUCUGAAAGCUAUCCCUGUUGAUUCGCAACACUCGGGCCAACCAUCUCGACACACAGAAGCAAGCGAAGAUGAACACCCACAAAUUCAGACUGUGUAUGAUUCAUCUGAAUCAGAGGAGUCUGAUGUCGAAUGGGAGGAUGUUGGUAUCUCACAACCUCAAGCUUUUCUUCCAGGACCUUCUGUGCCUGAAGAUGAUGAUGGGAUGCUUCAGAUUACACUGGAACAGGAACCCGAGAAGCGGCAAAAGGCCAUCCAAAGGAGGAAACCCCUGACCGGCGCCGAAAGGAGGGUUCGAUUGGAUGUGCAUAAAUCCCAUCUCCUUUGUCUCCUUGGUCAUGUCCAUUUGCGCAACCUGUGGUGUAAUGAUGAUGAACUUCAGGAAUUUGUGAAAAAGAUGUUACCAAAAAAGGUGAUCACUCUUCUACAUCCAGAUGGACAUAAGCCGCACUAUAUCAGAUCUACCACUUUUAUGGAUGGUUUGAACCAGGCCGGUGACGCUUUUGCGCGCAGGUUCCGGGUCACCAAGCCGGGAAUGAAACGAGCUCAUUGGGCUGAAGAUGAAACCCGCUUGAAGGAGAAAUUGGCAUCAGUAAUAUCGGGUGCCGAGGUUUUUCUGUCCAGAGCGGACUUCCGAGCACAGGCGAAGACAAUGCAAGGCUCUCGAGACUUCGGGGCGCAGCUUUUCUGUGCUUUGCUGCGUGCUGUAGCCAUAGAAGCGAGACUUGUCUGCUCACUGCAACCCCUGCCGUUCUCUGGCACCGUGAAGGAUAUGACGCCAUCCAAACCAAAGCCUCAACCCAUAAUCAUAUCUUCAGACGAACCUGGAUCUUCGACAGAUGAACAACCGGGGCCUAAGAAGUCACCUACUGCUCCGAGGACUCGACGAAUUGGGCAACCAAAGUUCGCACCUUCGCGUCCCCCAAAGCCACAAUCUCACUCGGCCCCAUAUCAAACGUCCAAUGACUCGCCAUUUCCUGUGUUUUGGGUCGAAGCUUUCAACGAAGCUGCCAAAAAAUGGAUCCCAAUUGAUCCAGUUGUAACCAAGUCCCUCGCCAAGCCUACCAAAUUCGAACCUCCUGCGAGUGACCCAGUCAACAUGAUGAACUAUGUGGUUGGAUUCGAAGAUGAUGCCUCUGCGCGAGAUAUCACUCGUCGCUAUGUGAAAGCGUUCAACGCAAAAACCCGAAAGCUGCGGGUUGAAAGCACAAGACACGGGCAAGAGUGGUGGGACAACGCAUUGAAGGCCUAUGAGAAGCCUUUCUUUGAGGAUCGUGAUGAGGCAGAGAUCAGCGAGCUUACCUCCAAAGCAGCAGCAGAGCCAAUGCCACGCAGUAUACAAGACUUCAAAGACCAUCCUGUCUAUGCACUUGAGCGACAAGUUCGUCGCAAUGAAGUGAUUCAUCCCAAGAGGGUGAUCGGACAUGUUGGACUGGGAAAAUCCACUACAAGGAGUGAAAAAUCAGAGCCAGUCUACCGCCGAGCCGAUGUCCAUGUUGUGCGAAGUUCUGAUAAGUGGUAUCGUCUGGGUCGAGAUGUGAAAGUUGGUGAGCAGCCUCUCAAGCGUGUCCCCGCCAUCCGAGGCCAAGGCCGGGGAAUGAGUGACGAUGAAGAUGAUGAGCCUGCAGAGACUACAUUAUAUGCAGAGUCUCAGACGCAAGUAUACGUGCCCCCACCUGUCGUGAAUGGGAGGAUUCCAAAGAAUGCCUUUGGAAAUCUCGAUAUCUAUGUCCCCAGCAUGGUUCCGCCCGGUGGAGUUCAUGUCAAGCGACCCGAGGCCGUGAAAGCUGCCCGGAUUCUUGGCAUCGACUAUGCUGAUGCCGUCACUGGAUUCGACUUCAAAGGUCGUCGAGGCACAGCUGUCGUCAGAGGUAUCGUUGUUGCGCUCGAAUACCAGGAAGCGGUGGAAAACGUCAUCGAAGGACUCGAAGAUGAGAGACGGCUUGCUGCAAUUGAGGCUAGAUCCCAGGAGGCCCUUCAGCUUUGGCGACUCUUCCUGGUUAAGCUCAGGAUUGCAGAAAGAGUGAAAGAAUAUGCCGAUGACGACGAGGAAAAAGGAGUGGAGGAGAUUGAGGAGAUGGAUGUCGAGGAUUCCGGAGGUGGUUUCUUUCCCGAAGCAGACGUGUCAACAUACAGUCCGCCCCCGAGGAUUUCGAACAAGGGGCAAUUGGCACAAGGUCGAGAAUCUCCAAGACUUGACUCGGAAACUGGCCCGUUAUCCGACGAUAAUGAAGAUGAUUUUGGAGGGGGAUUUUUCCCUGAGGAUGAUUUGGAAGACCAACAAAUCGAGGCCGCCACAGGACCUCCAAAAACCGUGCACUCGGGUAUGGACCCGUCCCCGAGUAAUGAAAGCCCCUCCAAGGCGAAAAAGCCUCACAAACAGCAGUACUCACUCGUCGUUGUUCCGAGCAACCCUUCAAGCUCGGGGCCUCAAGGCCGCAAACUCAUGCCGCAGAAUCCACCCCAGGCAGAGAUGCCAGGAUCAUCUGAGAAUGCUCCCAUCUCGGUACCCUCAUCCACGAAUGGUGGUUCCAAGUCUGCUAGUGUGGUCACUAUUUCUCGACCCCCGACCCCAAUACAAGAUCGAAAGCAGCCCUCGGUGCCAAACCAUGACUCUGACAGUGAGAUUGAUAAGGGCUCGCUACUCUCCGAAGACCCAGAUGAUGAGGAUGCAAUUCCGGAAUGGCUCAUGUCCGAUGAAGAUUAG
This is a messenger RNA of Penicillium salamii, 2889 nucleotides long. The record is from the annotation of a GenBank genome assembly. Lineage: Eukaryota; Fungi; Ascomycota; Eurotiomycetes; Eurotiales; Aspergillaceae.